GUGAGAAACAACCUCUAGGGAUUCUAAAUGGCCAAAGGGACAGUGCUGGCUUCAGGCUCAGGAGAGAGAAUGGCAGACAAGGGGGGAGGAGGCUGGGUGCUUGGUUCCUCUCAGCUUAGCAGUGGAGCUUCCGCAAACCGAGGGGGAGGUGUAGUCAGGGAGAGGCUGGGUAGGGCUCUGAGUUUAGUCUUCCCAAAGUGACCUGACUGGAUAGAGUGGGCCAGAGGUUGAAAGCUGCCCUGGAGGCUGUGGGUGGGAGUUCUGCCUGAGCUGAGGGGUCAUUUAAGCAAGGACCAUGCCAUGGAUUAGCGAACAGAAAGGAGAGAAACUUGUACCAAGAAUGACGAGGCCCCAACUGUCCACCAGGAGGGUAAUGCUCAGGGUCCUGCUGACAUUACAACCACACAUUCCAAAGACUGUAUUCUCCCCCCUCUCCCAGAACUGUACCAGGAACCAGAGCUGGUAUCAGCAGUUCAGUGAAGACCAACACAGCUUACUCAGAAGAGCAGGUCCUUACCCCAUCCAUACCUUAGGCCUGCUCUCACUGUAAUGGGUGCUGGAUGCUAGCAAAGUCCUGACUUCAUCUCAGUCCAGAAAGGACCCCAAAGACAUGAUAUACCUGUUACAAAAUGGCUGUCAAUAAAUUUUGCUAGGGAGGAAAAUGAAAACUGGCCUAAAGGUCCAAGCAUCAGCUAGAAAGGACAGAAGAGCCGUAAGCAAGGGAAGGGCAGCAGAGAUAAGCUCCUGGGAUCCAAAGGGAGGGCUGUGGAGGCUGGGAGGGAAGAACAAACAGGUCAGGAGGGAAUGCUCUGGGUUGGGAGUGUCUGGCCGACCCAGUGAAGGGCCACUGAGGGCUGGGCUGAACACAGACCUGGGAGUGAACCCGUGGAAGCUGUCUGAAGCCAUGUGGACAGACACAGUCCCCUAAGGAAAGAGAUCUUGGAUUCACAGAUGAGCAUGGCCGCCACUGCUGCUGUCAGUCCCAGUGACUACCUGCAGCCUGCUGCCGCUGCUACCCAGGACUCCCAACCGUCUCCCUUGGCUCUGCUUGCUGCAACAUGUAGCAAAAUUGGCCCCCCAGCUGUUGAAGCUGCAGUGACACCUCCUGCUCCCCCCCAACCUACCCCAAGGAAACUGGUCCCUAUCAAACCUGCCCCUCUCCCUCUCAGUCCCUGCAAGAAUAGCUUUAGCAUCUUGUCAUCUAAAGGAAAUAUACUUCAGAUUCAGGGCUCCCAGCUGAGCGCCUCCUACCCUGGAGGGCAGUUUGUGUUUGCGAUCCAGAACCCCACUCUGAUCAACAAAGGGAGCCGAUCAAAUGCAAGUAUCCAGUACCAAGUCCCUCAGAUUCAAGGGAACAGUUCCCAGACCAUCCAGGUGCAGCCCAAUCUCGCCAACCAGAUCCAGAUCAUCCCAGGCACCAACCAAGCCAUCAUCACCCCGUCAACAUCCGGUCAUAAGCCUGUCCCCAUCAAGCCAGCUCCUGUCCAGAAGUCAAAUACGACCACCACCCCUGUGCAGAGCGGGGCCAGCGUGGUGAAACUGACAGGUGGGGGUGGCAACAUGACGCUCACCCUGCCACUCAACAACCUGGUGAACACCAGCGAUAUUGGGGCCCCUGCUCAGCUCCUCACUGAGAGCCCCCCGACCCCACUGUCUAAGACUAACAAAAAAGCUAGGAAGAAGAGCCUUCCUGUGUCACAACCCUCAGUAGCUGUGGCUGAACAGGUGGAGACGGUGCUGAUCGAGACCACAGCAGAGAACAUCAUCCAGGCAGGAAACAACCUGCUGAUCGUCCAGAGCCCUGGUGGGGGCCAGCCCGCUGUGGUCCAGCAAGUCCAGGUGGUGCCACCCAAGGCCGAGCAGCAGCAGGUGGUCCAGAUCCCCCAGCAGGCACUGCGGGUGGUGCAGGCUGCCUCUGCCACCCUCCCCACCGUUCCCCAGAAGCCCUCCCAGAACUUUCAGAUCCAGACAACUGAACCAACACCAACCCAGGUCUAUAUCCGUACACCUUCUGGUGAGGUACAGACGGUCCUUGUCCAGGACAGCCCCCCAGCCACAGCUGCAACCACGUCAACCGUCUCCUGUAGCAGCCCGGCGCUCCGAGCUCCCCAUCUGAGUGGCACCAGCAAAAAACAUUCGGCUGCAAUUCUCCGAAAAGAGCGACCCCUGCCAAAGAUUGCACCUGCUGGAAGCAUCAUCAGCCUGAACGCUGCACAGCUGGCAGCAGCUGCUCAGGCCAUGCAGACCAUCAACAUCAAUGGUGUCCAAGUCCAGGGUGUGCCUGUCACCAUCACCAACACUGGCGGACAGCAACAGCUGACAGUGCAGAAUGUUUCUGGAAACAACCUGACCAUCAGUGGGCUGAGCCCCACCCAGAUCCAGCUGCAGAUGGAGCAGGCCCUGGCCGGAGAGGCUCAGCCUGGGGAGAAACGGCGGCGCAUGGCCUGCACAUGUCCCAACUGCAAGGAUGGGGAGAAGAGGUCUGGGGAGCAGGGCAAGAAGAAGCAUGUGUGCCACAUCCCAGACUGUGGAAAGACUUUCCGGAAGACGUCCUUGCUUCGGGCCCAUGUCCGCCUGCACACUGGCGAGCGACCCUUUGUCUGCAACUGGUUCUUCUGUGGAAAGAGGUUCACACGGAGUGACGAACUCCAGCGGCAUGCUCGUACACACACAGGGGACAAGCGCUUUGAGUGUGCCCAAUGUCAGAAGCGCUUCAUGAGGAGUGACCACCUCACCAAGCAUUACAAGACCCACCUAGGCACGAAGGGCUUGUAAGGCCAACUGAGGCAGGAGGCCCUGAAGAUGGAAACCAUCCCCCCAUCUGAUUGGCCCUGGGUCCGUGAUGGACAGGUGCCACAAUUGCCCUGGGCAGCCCUCACCCCACUCCUGUUCUGUGGCUGUGUCCCCACAGGGAGGGACUCUAUUCCUGUGUUCUUCUCCUUCCAAAGGCUCUGCCCUUCUUACCAUGAGCUCCUGGCCUACCCAGGCUAUGGACACAGGCCAUGCCCAAUGAGACGUUCUAAACCAGGACGCGUGGGGACCCUUAUUUCCAAAGGAAAAACAUACAUUUCACUCCGUCGAGGAGCAAAGUGAGCCCCCUAUCCCCACCCCACCCCCUUCCUCAACACUGCCGAGUCCCAUUGUGCCAUGCCCCCUCCCCCCCCACUGUGCCUCCUUGUCCCCCUCAAUUAACUCCUCCCGGGCUGCUAGGGACACCCCGGGGCCCUGUACCCGGCCUCCCACUGACACCCACCUCUGUGGAGGUGGGAGGCUGCCUCCACUCCACUGCCCAGCCCCGCCACGGCUCUCCUCCAGACAUUCCAACUUCCUAUGAAAGGUCAGAUGCCGAGGACCCCACCCCUCUUUUCUACGGAGAACGUUGCCUUAUACUCAACUUCAGAUGAUGAACACUGUGUACGUGUGCUUUAAAGACAUUUUAUCUCAUUGCUCCUUCCCUCUUUGCUAGUCGCCUCCCCGCCUGCGUUCAGCUUAGGGAUGGGGGCAAUGCUGAGCAUAGGAGGGUCUCUCUUUCUCUCUCUCUCUGUCUCUCUCUCUCUCUGGUAUUUUUUUCUCACUUUAACAAUUCUUUUCUAAAUGACACAUUUCAACUCAAAUCUGGACUCACAUGAAAACACCUCCCAUCCUGACCCCGUCCAUGCCUUCAUCACCCUACCUGCCCAAGCUCCAUUGUGUACAGUGUAUAUUGUAUAAUAGACAAUUGUGUCUACGACAUGUUUUAAAAAAACAUAUUGCUUGUUAUUUUUGAGGCUUUUAAAUUAAACAGAAAUCCAACUUUAUUUUUUGUUGUAACUGCUUGAGGAUGUUUUAUUAAUUAAGUGAAGGUUUGUUAUCCUUUAUUAACGAUGUAUUUUGUUGGUCAGUACUGGGCUGACAAAAGGUUUCUUGCUAAUAAAUUUAGUUGCCCGAGGCAAA
Messenger RNA from Rattus rattus (black rat), 3933 nucleotides. It is a transcript of the gene Sp2, whose product is annotated as Sp2 transcription factor. The transcript has 7 exons. The record is from RefSeq and is a predicted model, not a curated record. Gene Ontology annotation, biological process: regulation of transcription by RNA polymerase II. Bases 952 to 2775 code for a protein of 607 amino acids. Gene Ontology annotation, molecular function: RNA polymerase II cis-regulatory region sequence-specific DNA binding; DNA-binding transcription factor activity, RNA polymerase II-specific. NCBI's taxonomy places the organism in Eukaryota, Metazoa, Chordata, Mammalia, Rodentia, Muridae.